Molecule: messenger RNA, 972 nt
Organism: Coniophora puteana RWD-64-598 SS2
Lineage: Eukaryota; Fungi; Basidiomycota; Agaricomycetes; Boletales; Coniophoraceae
Exons: 5
Coding region: 496-972 (158 amino acids)
Source: RefSeq, a predicted model, not a curated record
GGACCAGCGGAGAUCUGUUACAGAUGCCGAAGUAUGACAUCUACACUCUCCGAGACAUGAUGUCUAUAUUUUGUGAUGCACCGCAUCUCUGGCUCAAGGACUUGUACAUGCUCACAAGCUUUGCUCUCAUCCAUAUUGUUCUCAUUCGAUGGCAGCGAAACGUUCCUAUAUGUCUAUUUACCGACAAAUUUUGUCAGCCCAUGCCAGGUCGAUCUCCGUCACACAGAGCAAGUUUCGAAAAGCCUCCGUCAUGUUGGUGACCGGUGACGUGGAGAGCCUGACUAUUGGGAGCGCUCUGGAUGUCAACUCGCUUCCUGUUCGCUUCCGUAAAUAACCUCUGGGAUGAUAGGUUGUCACAGCUCCACUUGCUACGUCGGCCGUUCGAGGAUGUUAUUCCACGAUGUCAAGCGCUAAUCUGGGGGGCAUUUAAGAACACGUCCACGUACUUCCUCAGAACCAUUUCUUCUCGCAAACUCUUCUUACACCAGAUUUGUCAUGGCGUCGAGUGACACCACGAAUUCUCUAGGAAAUUCGUCCGCGACGGCAACACAACGAGGAUGCCGAUGUGCCAAGAGUAAUCGAAACCUCAUCGUUUGCAUCGACGGCACGUCGCAAAAGUUCGGGGAGAAGAACUCGAACGUCAUCGCGCUCGUUGAUCAGAUUCGCAAGACAGACAGUGACAUACCCCAGAUAACGCACUAUGUGACUGGCGUAGGCACGUCAGCGAAGCCAUCCACACGCUCGCUUGCCUAUUGGAAGAACCAGCUGGCGAGUAAAAUUGAUCUAGCCAUCGCAUGGGAUGUGGAAGCUAAUAUCAUUAAUGCGUACCAGUGGCUAUGCGAACAAUACGAGAACGGAGACAAGAUCUUUUUGUUCGGUGAAAUUAGGGUUGGUCCUAUCAAGGACUGCUAUCUUAUGUCUCUACAGGUUUCUCCAGAGGUGCCUAUCAAGUCAGGGCGGUCGCAGGCAUGA